Messenger RNA from Botrytis byssoidea, 432 nucleotides. RefSeq lists its product as uncharacterized. The record is from RefSeq and is a predicted model, not a curated record. The transcript has 4 exons. The coding region runs from base 1 to 432 and encodes 143 amino acids. Lineage: Eukaryota; Fungi; Ascomycota; Leotiomycetes; Helotiales; Sclerotiniaceae.
AUGCAGGUACCAAAGACGGAGGUACAUGAUAGUACGAUACCACAUUAUGAGGCGAAGACCAAUGAUAUCUGCACGGCCCAUGAUAGCACAUGUUUGCUGGAUCUGAGGGAAUUCAAAAGGCUCGAAAAUCCCCCAUCAAUCUCCUCCUCAUCCAGACUUCAGACUUCAGACUUCAGACUUACACACUUUCCAUCAAACAAACUUUCAACCCUACUAAAACCUCUUCAAAUCAAAUCCCUCAAAAUGCCUUUCGAACAACCAGUCGUUGAGCAACAAAUCCAAUCCGAAGCUCCUAUGAGCUCCGAGAACAUUGGUAUCGAGAUGCAACAACCAAAACCAGUUCCCACCAUGGGUACCGAGACCAACCUUCGUGGUGGUGAGUCCGCUGGCUGUGAAUGCUGUGGAUGCGGAUGUGGUGAACAAUGCUGUUAG